CCCAAGCGGCAGCAUCGAGCCGCGACCAUGUGCGCGCGGGUUGUCUGCUGCGCCGGGAGGACCCAGUGCGUCUCGUAGUCAGCCCCUCCGCCCCUCCCAGCACCGCCUACUGAUGGGAGUUUUUGAAGAGUCUCCCGGGAUGCACUGGCAGCAGCAGCAGCAGCAGCAGGAUCGCUACCUCGGCUCCGCGCACGACCCGUCGCGUGACCUCUCGCCCAACCUGCCCGUGCACUCGUGCGAGCCCUCGUCCAUGGGCGACGUGGAGGCGGGCCUCAGCAACAACAGCAGCCUGUGCAGCAACACCAGCAACACGAGCAGCUCCGGCUGCAGCACGCCCUCCAGCAACAACAACACCGCCGCGGGCAGCAGCUGCUCGGUGCACCCGUGCAGCCACCACCGCUACGACCCGCCACCCCACGAGCCGCUCAGGCCCAAGGCGGAGCAGGAGGAGGACUGCGAGGCGGCAGUCAAGUGCUCGGGCUGCGGGCAGCGCAUCGCGGACCGCUACUACCUGCUGGCCGUGGACCGCCGCUGGCACGCGGCGUGCCUGCGCUGCUGCCAGUGCCGGCGGGCCCUCGACUCCGAGGUCACGUGCUUCGCGCGCGACGGCAGCAUCUACUGCAAGCGCGACUACCAGAGGUUGUUCGGCGCGAGGCGCUGCGCGCGCUGCCAGGCCGCCAUCUCGGCCACGGAGCUGGUGAUGCGCGCGCGCGACCUGGUGUUCCACGUGCGCUGCUUCGCGUGCUUCGCGUGCCGCACGCUGCUCACCAAGGGCGACCACUUCGGCAUGCGCGACGGCGCCGUGUUCUGCCGCCUCCACUACGAGCUGGGGGCGGCCCCGCACCCGCCGCCGCCCCCGCAGCCGCCGCCGCCUCUCGCCUUCCCCGCCGCCUACCAGCCGCACUUCCCGGCGCCCGAGUUCCACCACCACCUGCCCCUCCACUCGCCCGCGCCCCUGCCGGCGGCGGCGGGGCCGGGGGCGGAUCUGGGCGCCGCCCCCAAGGUCUCCUUCUUCAACGGCGCCGCCGCCGCGCCCCGCACCAAGGGCCGGCCCAGGAAGAGGAAGCCCAAGGACCUGGAGGCGAUGACGGCCAACCUGGACCUGAACGCAGACUUCAUGGACGUGGCGUACGGACGCUCUGGCGCCGGGACGCCGGGCAUGCCGGGCUCCAACGGCCAGCAGCGCACCAAGCGCAUGCGCACCUCCUUCAAGCACCACCAGCUGCGCACCAUGAAGUCCUACUUCGCCAUCAACCACAACCCCGACGCCAAGGACUUGAAGCAGCUGUCCCAGAAGACAGGGCUGCCCAAGAGGGUGCUGCAGGUGUGGUUCCAGAACGCGCGCGCCAAGUGGCGGCGCAUGGUGCUCAAGCAGGAGGGCAAGGCGGGGCUGCCGGGGGACAAGUGCCCGGGGGUGGACCAGCUCGGCGACCUGGAGGCCUUCCAGCACCACGGGCCCGCCUCCGGGGACUACCGCCACCAGGGGCUGGGGCCGGACCCUCACAGCCCUGACUUCAUGCUGGGCGGCGCGAGUCCGCCCUCGCUCGAGUGCACCUAGUGGCGGCGACCCUGGCUCUCUGACUGGCUCACGAGACAA
Messenger RNA from Bacillus rossius redtenbacheri, 1597 nucleotides. Its product is annotated as LIM/homeobox protein Lhx9-like. Gene Ontology annotation, molecular function: DNA-binding transcription factor activity, RNA polymerase II-specific; RNA polymerase II transcription regulatory region sequence-specific DNA binding. Lineage: Eukaryota; Metazoa; Arthropoda; Insecta; Phasmatodea; Bacillidae. Gene Ontology annotation, biological process: neuron differentiation; regulation of transcription by RNA polymerase II. The record is from RefSeq and is a predicted model, not a curated record. Gene Ontology annotation, cellular component: nucleus. The transcript is spliced from 6 exons. Bases 113 to 1558 code for a protein of 481 amino acids.